Aspergillus clavatus NRRL 1 is the source of this 2307-nucleotide messenger RNA. RefSeq names its product DUF4246 domain-containing protein. The transcript has a single exon. NCBI's taxonomy places the organism in Eukaryota, Fungi, Ascomycota, Eurotiomycetes, Eurotiales, Aspergillaceae. Bases 1 to 2307 code for a protein of 768 amino acids. The record is from RefSeq and is a predicted model, not a curated record.
AUGGAUGAUAUAUCUGAGAGCACGGACAAUCUCGAAUCCAAGCACGUCCCCAUCCCGUUAGACAACCGCGGCAAUGGCCUGCUCCGUGUGCCUGGCUUCAGUGGAAUCCCAAUUGAAUAUGAGAUCCCAUCUGACGCCCGCUUCGCGCAUGGCAUUAAUGAGUGGCGACAGGCUCCCGCAGUCACAGCUCGCGAACUAGCCAUGGUAGCAGCAAUAAACCGUCUCACUGAUCACGCAAACUGGCAUCUCGACGUCUUUAACGACACGGUCAUCUCGCACUGGCGAGAGGAAGCCUUUGCCACAAGCUCCCUGAUGAGUGAAAAGGCCUGGGGCUGGUGCGUGCAGGAGUUGCGUGACAAAGCUAAGUAUUUCCGCCAGAAUGACCACAUCAGGGUGCUUGACACGGGAUCUUGUGUCUGCAAGUCCGACACCCCGAGUCUCCGCGCCCUGGGGACUACAUUCCGACAGGCGGUUCGCCCGGUUCUCCGGAUACAGAUGGAGCAGGGCUUGCUAUAUUGGCGGUCUAAGCGCGUCUUGAGUAUCGUAGACCCAUAUUUGUUCCCACUGAUUUAUGGGCGGAGCCUGGUGCUGGUGGAGGGAGGCCGAGUAAAGCUGGAGAACGUGCUGGCGGCGUAUCGAGGGGCGACGGUCGCACCCGCGCAUGUCGAUCGAUGGAAAGAUACAGCUUAUGUGCAGGAGACUUCUGAGAGGCAGCGCAGGCUGCAGCUCGGGGUGUCUCCUAACGGGGAGAAAGAGGCGUACCGAUGGAGCCCGAAUUACCAGUGUCUGCCAUGUGAGGUUGAGUUUGUAGGUGAUAUAGGGACGCAGGUGCGGAUUACCUCGUAUAUUAAUAAUCUGCAUCCGGUGCAUCAAGACCUCUACCAUGCGAUUGAGACGCUCAUAGGCCGGGUGAUCCCUUUAUGGAAUGAUUGUCUUGUACAAGGGCAGCGCGGCUGGGAUGAUGUGCUCAAUCAGGGCCAGCUGGGGCCUGUACCUCUGCGCAUCAUCACCUACGGUGUGGAAUGGGAGAAUGAACUGCAGGAAUGGCUCUUCGCCUUUGAAGUCCCAGACGAAGUGCGGAAGAGGUUGUACCGCAAAGCCCGAGAAGACUUCCAGAGCAGCAUAGGAGACAACACGGAUAAGGGCCGCGCAAAGCACCUCCGGGCGCAAAGACGGAUGGAGGGGCUUAGUGACGUGGUGGGGAGAGAAGACAUGGAGUUGCCGCCCCAAGACUCAGACCUAUGGGAACGCGCAAAGAAGUAUCUUGAGCUCCCAGAGGAUGGAUCUGCUACUCCAGUUUCUGUCCCGGACGACUGGCACGAACAGCGGUCACCGUGGUGGUGGAUUACGGAUAAGUAUAAGCGGUUACUGUUCUUCAAACAUCCGGAGCCGGGAAUCGCGUUUUCGUACGACGACUGGAAGAGCGGCCAACACCAGGAGAAAGCCAUAGUCGAUAUGGUCCACGAAAGAAAGGACUGGGGCUCCCACCCCUUUGAGCCCGUCACUCCCCCCCACAAACCCUAUACGAUCACUCUCCAAGAGACUUUCCGCACGCAAGGGCUGCAGGUGAUCGUGAAGAUGGAGAACAUCGAGCUCACCCCCAACAGUCAGAUCUACUCUGGAACGGACUGGCAGAUGGAAGGCCAACUCAACGAGCACAUUGUAGCCGUGGCCAUGUUUGCAUAUGAUGUCGACAACAUCACUGAGCCCCGGGUCGCCUUUCGCCAGAACACCAAGCUAGACGAAAGCUUCUAUCGCUAUAAUGAAGAUCGCGAGCAAGGGCGAAGGAGGCAAAUUCAGUGGGGUCCGGACCAUCGAUUUGCUAAACGCCCGUCGGUGUGCAUUUCAGCACUGGAGGAGGUUCUGGGCUAUCCACCAGGUCACCUUCAUAUUGAUAUCUGGGGAACAAAGAACUGGCAGGAUAAAGGUGUGGUCACUGUCUCGCAGGGGCGAUUGAUCACAUUUCCUAACGUCCUGGAGCACCGCGCCGAAUCCUUCACUCUGGCCGAUCUGAGCCGCCCUGGGCAUUAUCGUUCCAUCACGCUGUACCUCGUCGACCCUCACUAUCGCGUGUGCUCCACACGCAACGUGCCGCCCCAACAACAUCAUUGGUGGGCAGAAGCAGUGGGCGCUGACCUUACCGCCGCAGGAUUGCCCCAAGAGAUGGUCGAUGAGAUCAUGCAAGGCUCUGACAGCUGGCCCAUGGGGUUGCCAGAAGCCAGACGGCACCGCAGGGAUUUCCUCAAAGAGCACCGUUGGAAUGAGAUGGUACGGAUCGGUACGAUACGUUAUCCCGAGUUUCAUUGA